Molecule: messenger RNA, 498 nt
Organism: Humulus lupulus (European hop)
Lineage: Eukaryota; Viridiplantae; Streptophyta; Magnoliopsida; Rosales; Cannabaceae
Exons: 2
Coding region: 1-498 (165 amino acids)
Source: RefSeq, a predicted model, not a curated record
AUGUUGGCAUAUGGUGUACCGGCAGAUGCUACCGACGAGUACAUCAAAAUAGGAGAUUCUACUGCUUUGGAAAGUUUGAAACGAUUUUGCCGUGCUGUUGUCGAGGUCUUUGGAACCCGCUAUCUCCGAUCACCUAAUGUUGAUGAUGUUGCAAGGCUACUAGACAUUGGUGAAAGUCGAGGUUUUCCAGGAAUGUUGGGUAGUUUAGAUUGUAUGCAUUGGAAAUGGAAAAAUUGUCCUAUGGCUUGGGGAGGACAAUACGGUGGUCGUAGUGGAUCUCCAACUAUUAUUCUUGAAGUUGUAGCUGACUAUGAUCUUUGGAUAUGGCAUGCAUAUUUUGGUCUGCCUGGAUCUAACAAUGAUAUUAACGUGUUGGAGGUGUCCUAUCUUUUUGCUGAUCUUGUUGCGGAAGAUGAACGCGACUUUAAUGCACCCAUUGAAGAACGACUCGAAGUGUCAAAUCCAGAAGUUGAGAUGGUGGGUAAUGAUGAUGCUUGA